ACUGGAGCAUGGAGCGCGCUCAGACCUGACCAACAGGAAGGGAACAGAGGCAACGUGAAAUCUUUACCAAAGGUUUGGCUUAGAGGAAUUUAGCAUAAACAGACUUGUUCUUCGCUGCUGUUUGUGAGCAGGUUUCAGAUUGUGGUAGCAUGAGUGAGAGAUCAUAGCGCUUUUGUCCUUGUGUCCUUGUGAAAACAUAAAAAUGUUUCUCCCCUUCUCAUGGAUCCUGGGAACUUCUGAAUGGACGCCUUUUGAUUCAAACCCAAUUGACUGUUUUCUUCAAGGUCUGGUGGGUGCGUGUGGGAUAUCAGUGCUGUGCAAUCUGAUGAGAGUUUACAACUUCAUUCAAACAUGCAGUGAUUCUGAAAUUGAAAGUAAACAGAGGUCAUCUUCACUCACCAGUCCUCUGGGAGGGAACUGGAGGGCAGCACUUCAGUUCUGGUCUGUGACACUCCUCCUGUCUCUGGUGGGCUCGAGGGUCUCCUCUCUCAUAGUGCUGGAGUUCUCGCUCAGAGCUGUUUCUGCCUGGGCAUCAGCAGGACUGGAUGCUGAUGGCAGAGGCCUAGACCUUGUCUUGAUCCAGUGCCAGUUUUCUCUGGGUUGUUGCCUCACCUGUACUCUGGUCUUCCUCCAUCAGGGGGCUCCACACUGCUCCCUCAGUUUGUUUCUGGCAGCUGCACUCAGCUGGGCACUGGCAAGUGUCUGCCACAGUCUGUGGAGCCAUGUGGCCAGACUCUACCCACUGCAUAGCACAGAGCGUUACUGUGGGAAAUGCAUCACCCUCCUGACCUCCGGACACACCAUACUGGCUUCACUGCAAAGAGUGGUUGUCUUGGCUUUUGCUCUUGCAACUGUGGCUUCCACCGCUACGGUUUAUAACCACUUCCUGUCCCAGAAGGAUGCUCUUAAGUUUUGGACUCCACUGACACUCUGCUACACUAUGCUGGUGGUCUAUAUUCAAGCGGAUCAGCAUCGGCAGGCUUCUGCAGAGGGCCUCUUGCACACUGUAGUGCUGAGACUGGGAGCCUUACUGGUGCUCAUGCUGACGGUGGGCGAGUGGUCGGAUGUCCUCCACGUCCUCAUCACUUUCCUGGGAGAAGCGGCCUGUCUGCUGCCCUCUCAGGACCUUCUGCAAGCUGUGUUAACGGAAGAAGAAGAAGAAGAAGAAACAAGUCUGAACAAAUACAAACGGAGCUCCGGUCACAAAACAAGGGAAUGCACAAGGAGAACAUCAUCAGACAGAAGUUGAUGGUGUAACUGAAGUCUACCUCAAAUAUCAAUGACUACCUCAAAUGUUAAGACACUAAUAUUCAAUAUUACCAUUGAUAAUAAAAAGAUUAU
Seriola aureovittata is the source of this 1341-nucleotide messenger RNA. RefSeq names its product transmembrane protein 82-like. Bases 203 to 1249 code for a protein of 348 amino acids. The record is from RefSeq and is a predicted model, not a curated record. The transcript has 6 exons. Lineage: Eukaryota; Metazoa; Chordata; Actinopteri; Carangiformes; Carangidae.